Messenger RNA from Argiope bruennichi, 2487 nucleotides. RefSeq lists its product as uncharacterized. NCBI's taxonomy places the organism in Eukaryota, Metazoa, Arthropoda, Arachnida, Araneae, Araneidae. The transcript has a single exon. Bases 1 to 2487 code for a protein of 828 amino acids. Gene Ontology annotation, biological process: proteolysis. Gene Ontology annotation, molecular function: aspartic-type endopeptidase activity; nucleic acid binding; zinc ion binding. The record is from RefSeq and is a predicted model, not a curated record.
AUGGCAUUCAUAGCUAAAGCUAGAAAGUGUGAUCUUCAGGAAUUAGCUAGUGAAUUAGGUGAAGAGAUUGUUGGGAAUCUCACGAUUGCUAAUCUUAGAAAAUUGAUUUUAAAUUCCAACGAAUACGAGGAAGAGUUUGUAAAGGGUGUUUUAGAAGGCAUUGUGGAGAGGAGACAAGAAAAAGAAAAUUUGGAAAGACAGGAAAAAGAGACGCAAUUUGAGUUAGAGAAAAUUAAAUUGCAAACUUCGAUUGAAACUCAAUCCCUAAUGUCAAAGAAUAAUGAAAUGAACAACAAACAUAAUUCUUCAGAGUUACAAAAGAUACUUCAGAAAUUUAAUUCCAAAAAUGAUGAUAUAAGUCUUUACUUAGUCAUAUUUGAGCGCCAAGCUAAACGAUUAAGGAUUGAUGAAACAGAUUGGGUCACCCAAUUAAUGCCACUUCUUCCAUCAGAUGUUGUUCAAAUAAUAGCAAGGGAACCUGAAGAGGAAUCUAACGUUUAUGAGUAUGUAAAGGAAUUACUCUUACGACGAUUUAAAUUGAGUGCAGAAACCUUUCGAUUGCGGUUUGUGCAACAUCAAAAGAGAAUGGAAAGUUCAUGGAGGGAUCUGGCCUUUGAGUUGAGAAGCUUCUUGGAGGAGUGGUUGGAUGGUGUUAACGUAAAGGAUUUCGAAUCAUUGAAGGAUCUUAUGGUUGUAGAUCAAAUUAAAAGAAGAGUUGGAAAUGAAGUUCGGGAACAUUUGGUUGACACAUGGACAAAAAUCUGGUCUUCAUCUAAGCUAGCCGAUCUCCUUGAUGAUUACGACGGCGUAAGGAGAAACUCAAAAACUGGACAUAUUCCUAGUAAUGACAGGAAACGAACAAAUGGGAAUUUUGAAAAGAAAACUCCUAUUGCCCAUGACAAAAAUGCAGUGAACAUCGAUUAUAAGAGACCCAGUAGUACUCGGAAUUGGAAGCAAGAACAUUCCGAUCGGCGUCAAUGUUUUGAGUGCGGAUCAUCGCAGCAUUUAAGAGUCCAAUGUCCAAAGCCAGCUGAGAAAAAGAAUUUAUCAAGGAUUAACCGUGUGACAAGACGUUUGGUAGAAACGACAAGCGAGAAAAGUGGAUCACAGAGAUUUCCAGAGAAUGUUACUGAAAAUCAGACUGAUGAAGGUACGAUUCUCACAACACAGUUAAAGGCACCAGAAAAAGAAACUACACGAAUCAGCCCUAUACAGAAAAUACCAGUGAAAAUUGAAGACAAUACAUUUGAAGGUAUUGUGGAUACAGGUGCUGAAAUCACCGUCAUCAGACAGGAUGUAAUUGAUUCUUGCUCUAAACAAGAGGAGGGCAGCAUAAAAAUUAUAUCAGCCUUUGGGGAAGAAGAACUUGCCCCACUAGUUACUAUCAAUGUAAAAAGUAAUGAUGGGAAGCAUGGUAAUGUUCCUGUUACUUGUGCAGCAUCGAGGAAACUAGUAAGCGACAUGCUGAUCUCCUCGACUGCAUACGAAGCAUUAUGUAAGAAAAUAGAGGUACAUACAUUACCCGUGAUAAAUAUUGACGAUUCGGAGCAACCUGUCCAUGAAGAACCAAAUCAAGAAGAAGAAAAUCCAUUGCAGGAGAAAAAAUGUUUCUUAAAGUUACAAAAAGAAGAUGGCUCUCUGAAGAUGGAAGAUGGUACGAAUAAAGAGAUCCAUGUAAACAAAAGUCGACCAUACAUAGCACGACUUGAGCAAGUCGGCGUGAUAUACGACCAAGACAAUGAAUUUGGAGAAAUAUUUCCUGCUCCAACCAAUUGCAAUCAGAAAAGCAAAAUCAGUCGUGAUAAAAGAACGCAAAUUUAUAAUCAAGGAGAGGAGUUAUCAUUACAACAAAAAGCUGAGCUGAUUGAUAUCUUAUCUAAGUACACAGACAGUUUCAGUAAGGGACAUAAUAUUAAGGUAACUGAUGACUAUGUCCCCAAGCGACUAGCUCCAUAUCGUGUCCCAAUUGUUUUGCAAGGGGAAGUCGAACACCAAGUUCAAGAACUUUUAGAAGCAGGACUCAUUGAACAUAGCGAGAGUGAUUGGGCAUAUCCCGUAGUGUGCGUUGCUAAGAAAAACGGUAGUAUCAGACUGUGCGUAAACUACCGUCAGCUGAAUAAAUAUACGAUUGCAGACUCCUACCCAAUGAACCUGGUUACUGAACUAUUGUAUGAAAUUGGCAAAGCUAAUUUUAUAUCCAUAUUAGAUCUCACUAAAGGAUAUUGGCAAAUUCCCAUGAAGCCUGAAGCGAAGCAUUAUACCGGUUUUAUCACUCAUUCUUGGUUGUACCAGUGGAAUGCGAUGCCCUUCGGUAUGAAAAAUGCAGGAAACACAUUCCAAAGAGCAUGGACAAGAUCCUCUCAAAGCAUCGAGAGUAUUGUCGUGCAUAUAUUGAUGAUGUCGCCAUUUUCUCCAAAAGCUGAGAAGAGCAUAAAAAGCACAUUAUGGAAGUAUUUCGUACGUUUCAAGAGUCCAACCUUACCAUAA